This is a messenger RNA of Colias croceus (clouded yellow), 2462 nucleotides long. Its product is annotated as TBC1 domain family member 31. Bases 30 to 2417 code for a protein of 795 amino acids. Gene Ontology annotation, cellular component: centrosome. Gene Ontology annotation, molecular function: protein binding. NCBI's taxonomy places the organism in Eukaryota, Metazoa, Arthropoda, Insecta, Lepidoptera, Pieridae. The transcript has a single exon. The record is from RefSeq and is a predicted model, not a curated record.
UUUAAAAAUCAGACAAGAAAGCUUUGUUAAUGGAUCAAAAUCCUGAAAUACAUGAUUGCAUUGAAAAGUUUGAUAUAAAAAUAAAAUCUAAACCAAAGGAUGGUGUUAUAUUACAACUUCAUCACACAGUUCGUAGCUCCAAUGGAGAGAGUCGACGAAUUAGAUUUUCAACAGCUUCGUUUAAUGAUGCACGAGAAAAAUUAGCAUGCGCCGAUAAUGUAGGAAACAUUUUCAUACUAGAUUUCGCAGAUUUAAAGUUUUGGAAACUCACUAGUGAAGGUCCUUGUACAGCAUUGCAUUUUUUCCCUCAUAAAUCCGACGUAUUAAUUGUAGCUAACAAAAAAUAUGAUAUUAUUUUUCUGGAUGUUGAAUGUGGUACCAUAUCACUUACACUUUCAGGGCAUAGUGCGCCGGUCAAACAUAUUUCUUUCUCAAAUAACAAAAUGAAUAAUCUACUCACAGCAAGUGCAGUAGAAGCUAUUUUAUGGGAGCUCACCAAUUAUACGAAAUAUUUCACUUUAAACACAUACACUGGUGCGCAAAUACAACAGAUAAUGUUUACUCCGGCAGGAGAUUACCUGGUAUCCUGUUUUCAGAAUGAUACAAUCCAGAUAUGGAGACAUGAAACUAUGAAAUCAGUCAAACAAAUUAUUCCAAGUGAAUUAAAGCAUAUGAAAAGCAUAGCAUUCACCAUGAAUGGUAGGGCUAUGGCAAUGGCAGGUUUAUCUCCGAUUUUAAUUUUGUUUAGCAUGGAUACUUGGAAGGCAUUAAAAUCCAUCAAUCUAUCAAAAUACAAUAUUUCUGGUGUCCAACAUAUAUCAUUUAUACCACAAGUUUUUGAUGGAGGUUCAAAUAAGAUUCUUGGCAUGUUAAGCAGUGAUUGUAUCCUCUAUUUUAUCAAUGUUGAUUCACUUAAAAUAAUUCAUGCAAUAUGUAAUGAAUCAUCAGCAAUAAGAAAUUUUGUAGUAAGCCCUACUGGUAAAUAUUUUCUAAGCACAUUACAGUUGGGUGAAGUCAACAUUUACAAUUCAUCCUAUGUUAUGGACUUAGCUCUUGAAUCCAAGGAAGAUGAAGAUACACCAAGUACUUCUUUACCUGAUGCCAGAUACACCAAAUAUGCUAAUCACAAAAAACCAACAAAGUUUGAAGUUGAAAGAAGAAUGCGCACUUGUAUGGACAGUGCAAGACUGAGAAGAAUUCUAAUGCAGUAUGGAGAAUAUCCAGAAAAAUUUAGAUCUGUUAUUUGGCGCUCAUUAUUAGAUACUCCUAAAAAUAAGCUUGCUUAUUCGAGCCUAGUUGACAAAGGUAUUCAUCCAGCAUACAAAGAUAUUGAAAAACAAUUUACAAUUCAUAGCUCUAUGACCCUUAAGAGUUUAAAGAGACUGCUGUCCUGUCUUGCCCAUUGGUGUCCAUUGUUUGGAGUACUUAAAUUUCUCCCGGGCUUCGUAUUUCCCUUCGUAAAAGUUUUGCAAAAAGAUCCACUGUUGCUAUUUGAAUGUGUUGCAACAGUCCUAAUUAAUCAAUGUCAACUUUGGUUUGAGUAUGCUCCAUUUCCUCCCUUGAGCAUUUUGGCAAUUAUUGAAAAUAUUCUGGCGGAACACGAUCCGCAAUUAUUAAAUCACUUUUGCCACCUUGGAGUUACAAGUCAAAUCUAUGCCUUGAGUAUUUUAGAAACUGCUUUCAGUGAGGUAUUGACUUGUUCAGAGUGGCUCAUACUCUGGGAUCAUAUUAUCAGUAAUGAACCAGCAUUUAUUCUUAUGGCUGUUGUAUCAUACAAUAUAAUUCAGAAAAACGUAAUAAAGAGAUUAAAAUCACACGAAGAUUUAGAAAACUUUUUUCACAAGCAAAAUCCUAUAGACAAGAAGAUAUUUAUAAAGAAGGCUUACAUGUUAUUAAAUGAAACGCCGGAAGAUAUUCAUCCUAGACGUUUUUUUAAGACAUUUACAUCAUUAGAAAAAGGCCUUUGUUACCAACAAUUUACAGGUUAUCCUAAAGCAACAAUCUGUUUAAAAAUAGCUAGAAAAGAGAAAAAGAAAAAUAAGAGGGAAAACUACACUUUGAAAGAAUUAACGACACAAAGCCAACGAAGAGAAAUCUAUAAUAGAGUACAUAGUGAAUCGGAAACUAAAUCAGCAAUUAGUGAUGAAGACCACAUAAGUAAAAAUAAACAUGACCAUGCACACAACAGAGGUGAUUAUACGAAAAAUAAAGUAAAACAUGACUUGAUAGAAAGCAUUUUAUAUCCAACAAGUAUACACACGAAGAAAUCUCACAAAACUUCUUUAAAAUCUAAUAAACAUGAUGAAAAAGGAGAAACAAUGUCAAGAAGCAAGAAAGAAACUAAGCAUAAUCAAUUAGAAAAAGAAAUUGAGAAACUGUUGCUCAAUUGCAGAAAUACGGAAUCUUCUGGUAGUUAAAUUAAUAAAUCAGAUGAAAAUUCGAAGAAAACAAAUAAUUACGUU